UACACUUCUUUUAAGCCUGUCAUCGCCUCCUAAGAUGUGGUGGGGAAUACCAAAUUACGCUAGGGUAUGGCGCAAUCAUAUUUGCCGACCAUGUAAAAGUGACCCCAAAAGUCACAGGUAAAUGUGCUGUGUAUCAUGCUAUGCCAUUAUGCGGUUCAAUAUGUACCGGUUCAGCGCAUAUUCCGCACGGAAUGCGUAUCACGAUGGGUGCAUCCAGCACCUUCAAGAUUGACGAGAGUUUACUUCUAUGCUGAGAAAUGGUACUACACCUUCAAACUAGUCUCAAGAUAAGAGAUGGCGUGAUGAGGAGUAUCAAUGAGGCCAUGUCCAGUAUGAAUGUCAUGUUCACAUAGAUUCAAAUAGAGCCACCAACCCGGUCCAGGUUGGUCAGUUGAGCUCUGACAGAUCAGCAUCGCAUCUAACAUGGACCGCGGAAAAGGCAGGUCUACAAGUCCCCAUUCAGAAAAUGAACCGAUCAACUCCAGUGACCAGCUCACGGUGCAACCAAUAAACUCGUGGAAAGGCUAUAUCUGGGAUACAUGGGAACUGCCACCGGAUCAGCGCUGGCUGUUAUUUAAAGUCGAUGCCUUUGUCCUUACUUUUGCCUCAACUAACGGGCAUUACCAGAUCGGGUACUUCUUGAAAAAUCUCGAUCUUAACAAUAUUAACAAUGCCUUUCUCAGUGGGAUGAAGGAGGACUUGGAUAUGUAUGGGAACCAGCUGGUUACUAGCACGUCUAUCUACACGGUGGGAUAUGUCAUUGGCCAGAUCCCGUCCAACUUGCUGCUAACAAGAAUUUCACCUCGAUGGGUGAUUCCCGCGCUGGAGGUUGGUUGGGGAAUAGCCACAAUUUGCACGUCCAGUGUCCAGUCGUAUCGGUCACUAUACGCCAUCCGCUUCCUGGUUGGGCUUUUCGAGUGGAUAGGAAAGCGAGCCAUGGUUUUCUGGCUUGCGGGCUCAAUCGGAACGCUAUUCAGCGGAUUCCUACAAGCAGCAGCCUACACCAACCUGAACGGUGUGCAUGGCCACGCUGGCUGGCGCUGGCUGUUUAUUAUCGAUGGCAUUAUCACGCUGCCGCUUGCCGUAGCAGGAUUCCUGUUCUUCCCUAACCUCCCACAAGACGGCAAGAAAACGUGGUGGACGACAGAAGACGAGCAUAUUCUUUCUGUCAAACGCAUGGAGGCUGUUGGUCGUGCAGGAAAGGAGCCCUGGACGGUCGCCAAGGCCAAGAGAAUCUUCCUCAGCUGGCAUACAUAUCUUCUCCCGUUACUAUACAUCGUGUGGAAUAACGGUUACCCGCAAGCCGGUAUGGGUUACUGGCUCAAGAGCUUCAACACGACCCCUCCUCCUGUGCCGGGUACAUCGUUCUCGGUGCCGCAGAUUAAUAAUUAUCCAAUGGUUACAACCGGAAUCUUCGUUGUGGUAGCUUUGAGCUGGGGUUGGCUUUCCGAUGGGUGUCGCGGUAUCCGGUGGCCUUUCAUCUAUGCGGGUGCCAUAAUCACGACGGUGUUCUGUGUGCUCCUCCGCCAGAUGCCGCUUUAUGAGAAUAUCAACGGUCGUAUGGCUGUGUAUUGGCUGAGUAACAUUGGCAGCGGUGCUGGUCCCCUCAUCUUGAGUUGGAUCAACGAGAUCUGUUCAUCGGACACCGAGAAAAGAGCAUUGAUUGUUGGUCUGGCGAACGAUCUCGCAUACGUUGUUCAGGCGGUGGCGCCAAACUUUGUCUGGAAGACCACCGACUUUCCCGCUGCCCGGAAGGGUUAUUUGUGGGAUAUUAUCCUCCAGUGUCUACUCAUUCUUGUGACUGCUGCUAUUCAGUUUCAGCUCUGGAGGGAUCGACAAAAGUCGUCCGCUAGUGGAGAGGACGAUGGCCUCUCGUCUGACUUGCAGAGCGACGACCCACCACAACAGGAAAGCGAUAUUGAGCAGGGGAAGAUGGUCCGCACCGAGGUCGUGGCGGUACAAAAUUAG
Molecule: messenger RNA, 1968 nt
Organism: Aspergillus pseudotamarii
Lineage: Eukaryota; Fungi; Ascomycota; Eurotiomycetes; Eurotiales; Aspergillaceae
Product: major facilitator superfamily domain-containing protein
Exons: 10
Coding region: 424-1968 (514 amino acids)
Biological process (GO): transmembrane transport
Cellular component (GO): membrane
Molecular function (GO): transmembrane transporter activity
Source: RefSeq, a predicted model, not a curated record